This is a messenger RNA of Thalassophryne amazonica, 1907 nucleotides long. It is a transcript of the gene itpka, whose product is annotated as inositol-trisphosphate 3-kinase A. The annotation marks the transcript as partial. The transcript has 7 exons. Gene Ontology annotation, molecular function: inositol tetrakisphosphate kinase activity; inositol-1,4,5-trisphosphate 3-kinase activity. Lineage: Eukaryota; Metazoa; Chordata; Actinopteri; Batrachoidiformes; Batrachoididae. Gene Ontology annotation, cellular component: nucleus; cytoplasm. Gene Ontology annotation, biological process: inositol phosphate biosynthetic process. The record is from RefSeq and is a predicted model, not a curated record.
ACCGGAACCUGCGCCUCUCUCCGAGUCCGCGCGCGCUCCCAGUGCCCAAAGAGUGCCGGAGACAGACGGACUCUGCGGGACUGCUGGAUCGGCGGUCUGACGAACAGGCAGUCCACAUUUUGUGAUGUGGCCACGCGGACAGGACCUCCGUGCGCUGUGAUGGACGAGCUCCAAGUGCCGCAGGUCACCAUCACCCCGGAGGAAGGCGACUCCUCCCGGGAGGUGCAGCAGGAGGAGUACAGCGAUGCGGCCGAUUGCAACCUGCAGAGAAAACUGUCCAACUCGUCCAUCUCGUCCACGGGCUCCUCCGCCGUGGAGUCAGAGGACGAUUUACUGAGCGACAACGAGAGCAGGAGCAAGGGCAUCGUGACUUUGGAACACCUGGUGGACACCGGAGAGUGCAAACCAUGGUGGAAGUUGAAGACGGUCGUCCACUGGCCUUUCAGCGCCUCCCAUAGGAGAAGGUUAAACUGGGUGCAGCUAGCCGGACAUAAAGGUAACUUCAAAGCUGCAGAAGAGGGCACGAUCCUCAAGAGGUUUUCUGAAAAUGAGAUGCAGUGCUUCAAUAAGUUGAGGGGCGACGCGCUGCUUCCUUUUGUGCCAGGUUACCACGGCAUCGUGGAAAAAGACGGCGAGUCUUUCCUCCAUAUGACCGACCUGCUGGCAAACUUUGACCUUCCAAAUGUCAUGGACUGCAAGAUGGGAGUAAGGACAUACUUAGAGGAAGAGCUGGUUCGAGCACGGGUACGCCCAAAGCUGAGGAAGGACCUGUACGACAAAAUGGUGGAGGUGGACAGCAAUGGACCGACUGCCCAGGAGCAUUCCCAGCAGGCCGUAACCAAACCUCGCUACAUGCAGUGGAGAGAGACCUUGAGUUCCACCAACUCACUGGGAUUCAGGAUAGAAGGGAUCAAGAAAAGUGACGGCACGUGUCGAACUGACUUCAAGAAAACACGCUCGAAAACCGACAUCGCUGAGGUGUUCAAAGACUUUAUCGGAGGGAACGUAAAUGUCGUGAAAUCUUACCUGAGCAGACUUGCAGAGAUCAAGGAGGCCCUGAAAAAGUCAGAGUUCUUUAAAACACACGAGGUCAUUGGAAGCUCUCUGCUCUUUGUGCACGACCACACAGGAAAAGCAAAGAUUUGGCUGAUUGAUUUUGGCAAAACCACGGUGUUACUGGAUGGUCUGACCUUACACCACGACAUUCCGUGGCAGGAGGGGAACCGGGAGGACGGAUACCUGUUUGGGCUGGAAAACCUCAUCCACACACUGCAGUCUGUAAAUAACAGAGAGAGCACACGUGAAACAUGUCACUCCAUCAUCAAAGAAAACAGCCAAAUGUCACAGCCAUACGGUCAGUGACCUUUUUGAGGUGCACUAGUGGGAAAAGCUAUUUUAUUUAGGUGGUUCAGUCUUUGCGGUCUGAGCGAUGUUUAAAUCAGUGCAACAGGAAAAUAAGUGAACAUUGUGUGCAGCGUAAGAAGAUUCUUCUGCAAUUGAUUUUAUUUGGUACAGAAAAUUUUUUCUACUGACAGCUACAGAAAUCAGGUGUUGGACACGUAACAGCAAAUUUUUCAUGAGCUAACAAGCAAAACUGACACAUUAUUCAAGUUCCUACAAAAUGCACAGAAAUGAAAGUGGAGAUAAUCUGCAUUUCACUUUCAGGGACUUGAAGAGUUCUCGUUAAAAAGUCAAAGAAAAAGUGAGUGUGAGUCACAAUGUCAGUUUGUACCAGCUGCUCCCCAAUAAGUGGGGAGAAAAUUUGAAGUGCAACAAAACUAUUCAUUGAAGAUUGAAAGCUUGUACUUUAAAAUGUACUGUAACUUAAAAAAAAAAAAAAAAAAAAAAAUCAGCUGGGGUUCUUCUUAUUAUUUAUCCAUUAAUGGUAUUUGGGGUAAAAAAUUGGA